CAAAGGAUGCUGAUGCAUUGAAACAAUGAAGUUCUUCGAGAACACUUUCAGCUACGACUACUCCUUUCCCGCCGUCACUCUCGCAUACUUCCUUCGCUAUCCCAACCCUUACUCUCGCCAUGUCUUGACCUCAGACGUGAUUGAUCGGUAUGUCGACCCGGUCACGCAGCGACUGCACACCACUAGACUGCACUUGAAGAAGUCGAAGGUCCCUUCGGCGAUGCUCAAGCUGCUUCCGAAGGGGAUCGGUGGCGCGGACAACUCCGGUCAGAGCGUGAUCCUCGAGACCAGCGUCAUUGAUGUCAAUGAAGGAUGGAUGCAGACGGAGUCUCGCAACAUGGAAUGGACGGGGGUUCUCAGCGUGGUGGAAAAACAAGUCUAUCGCCGCUCUCGUGCCGAAAACGCAGAUUUCUCUACCGCUUCCCCGCCCGCUUCAUCUGGUCUAGGCAUUGACGAUAACCUGAAAGGCGAAUGUACGUCUGUGAAAACUACGGUUACAUUCAAGUCUCGCCUCGGGCAGAAUAUGCUUAGUCGCUCAAAGAAGGAUACCACGGUCGAGGACGAGGCUCCGAGGAAGGGAUUCUUUUCUUCCUGGUCCACCGCCGGCAUUCAGCGAACGAUCGAGCUCAUUGGAGUGAAGCGGACACGGGAUGCCGUCCUCCGCAGCAAGCAGGGCAUGAAUGUUGUCCUUGAGCGGCUUCGGAACGGCGGCAUAGUUGGAGUGGUGGAGGGUAUGAGACAAGACCGCGAGGGCAUUCCUGCACAUGGUGGCCCGUGGAAACAAGUCUGGCUACACGGUGCCCAGAAAGAAGGCCAUUACGACGACGAGUGA
This is a messenger RNA of Microsporum canis CBS 113480, 832 nucleotides long. RefSeq names its product MSF1 domain-containing protein. Gene Ontology annotation, molecular function: phosphatidic acid transfer activity. Gene Ontology annotation, biological process: phospholipid transport. The transcript has a single exon. Gene Ontology annotation, cellular component: mitochondrial intermembrane space. Bases 26 to 832 code for a protein of 268 amino acids. The record is from RefSeq and is a predicted model, not a curated record. NCBI's taxonomy places the organism in Eukaryota, Fungi, Ascomycota, Eurotiomycetes, Onygenales, Arthrodermataceae.